Messenger RNA from Lactuca virosa, 2232 nucleotides. Lineage: Eukaryota; Viridiplantae; Streptophyta; Magnoliopsida; Asterales; Asteraceae. The record is from the annotation of a GenBank genome assembly.
AUGUUGGAUAGAAAUGGGGUUUCGCUUUGUGCUCUCUUGGAAACAAGAAUGCAUAUUUCUCGUAUAAAUAAAGUUUGCAAGGGUAUAAAAGGUAAUUGGCAAUGGUACUCUAAUGCUAGCUUGUGUAGUAGAGGUACUAGAAUUGAUAUUGGUUGGGAUCCAGGGGCUUGGGAUUUUUUUGUUAUUCAUAGUUUUGACCAAGUCGUGCACUGUAGAGUUCACUCUAAAAACUCUAACCACACUUUUUUCAUGUCCUUUGUUUAUGCUGAUAAUGACUAUCGUGAUAGAAGAAAACUUUGGGACUACCUGCGGAUUCAUCACUCCCUAGUCAAAUAUGAACCUUGGUUAAUUGCAGGUGAUUUUAACCAAGUUCUUAAGCCGAGUGAAUCUACUAGAUCAAGCUCCUUUGAUAGCUUUAUGACUAAUUUUCAGAGAUGCAUCAAUGAUACUAAUAUUGUCGAUAUAAAUGCCACAGGCCUAUAUUAUACUUGGAACCAGAAACCUCGUGGGAUUGGUGGGCUUCUUAGGAAACUAGAUAGGACUAUGGGUAACACCAACAUCUUAUCUAUGUUUCCCAAACUUCAUGUUAUGUACAAUUCGUAUGGCAUUUCAGACCACUCCCCUGCCCUUAUAAACUUCCCAAUUGGCAAACCGAAAAAGUCUUAUGAUUUCAAGUUUGUUAAUAAUAUUACCAAUCAUCCUCAGUUUCACGAUACGGUGCAAUCAAUAUGGGGAAAUAGGGUUAAAGGUCACUCCAUGUAUUCGGUUUUUCAAAAACUAAAGAAACUCAAACCCCCCAUACGUAAGCUUGGUCAACAAAUGGGAAACCCUUAUCACAAGGUGGAAGCACUGAGAGUCGAACUUGAAAGAGCCCAAGAACAUUUAGAUAGAGACCCCGAUAAUGAAGAGGUCGCUGAUAUUGCUAUUGCUCAUUUCUCUGAUUUCCUUGGGAAAGCUAGAGAUGUUGAUCCUAUAAUCUCCCCUAACGACCUUUUCAGCAAUACUCUAACGAAUGAGGAUGCUAGUUGGAUGACAUGGCAUAUAGUGGGGAAAGAAGUGUGCAAAGCAGUCAAAGAAUUCUUUCUGAAUGGUCAGCUUUUACAAGCUGUUAAUCAUACGAUCUUAGCCCUCCUCCCAAAGGUGGAAGUCCCCAAUACCAUGAAGGAUUUUCACCCCAUAUCUUGUUGCAAUGUCAUAUACAAAUGCAUCACAAAGAUCAUAGUGACCAGAAUAUCCCCUUUUCUUCACAAUUUGGUUGAUGUGAACCAAUCCGCCUUCAUUCCGGGUAGAGCUAUUACUGAUAACAUCCUUCUUUCACAGGAAUUGAUGCGAGGAUACACUUGUAAACAUGGAAGCCCCAGAUGUGCUCUUAAAGUCGACAUCCAAAAAGCGUAUGAUACUGUAAACUGGAGUUUUUUGGAACAAAUUCUAUGGGGUUUCGGUUUCCACCAUAGAAUGAUCCAAUGGAUAAUAAAGUGCGUCUCGACCACCUCUUUCUCCAUAAGCAUUAAUGGAGAAAAUAAAGGGUAUUUCAUGGGGCAAAGGGGGCUUAGACAGGGUGAUCCAAUGUCGCCUUAUCUCUUCACUUUAAUCAUGGAGGUUUUUAACCUUAUGAUCAAAAGGCGCAUACAACAGAACCCAAAACACAAAUAUCAUUGGAGGUGCGGGAAACAAAAGCUAACACAUCUUUGUUUUGCAGAUGAUCUUUUAAUUUUCAGCCAUGGGAGUAUUCAAGCUGUCCAGGUGAUCAAAGACGCUUUACAAGAGUUCCAUGCAGUGUCGGGUUUGAUUCGUAAUCCUCAACAAAGUUCGAUUUUUUAUGGCAAGAUCAAUGAUGCUUUAAAAACCCAAAUUUCGAAUAUUAUGGGUUUUGAGGAAGAAAAACUCCCUGUUCGAUAUCUCAGUAUUCCUUUGAUUGGUACGAGAAUGCUUAACAAGGACUGUAAUAAACUUGUGGAGCAAGUGAAAGCGCGAAUUCAGAAUUGGAAGCAUAGAGCUUCGUCCUUUGCGGGAAGAUUACAACUCGUUAACUCGGUGCUCCAAUCCCUCCAAGUUUAUUGGUUUUCGGUCCUCCUCAUUCCUAAAACAACCAUUAAAGAUAUCGAAAAAGUCUUUAAGGGUUUUCUAUGGAGUGGAGGUGAAUUGAAGAAAGGAAGUGCUAAGAUUGCUUGGAAAAUGGUGUGUAGACCUAAAGAUGAAGGAGGAUUGGGAAUCCGCAAUUUGCAGACUUAG